AAAACAAAGAAUCUACAGGAUUCCUGAGGAACAAAGCCCAGGAACUGUUGUUGCCAAUAUAACAGCUAAAGAUCCUGAUGAUGAAGACUCUCCUAGCAGACUUUUCUACAGCAUCCAGUCUUCUGACACAUAUUUCUCCAUAAAUCCAUCAACUGGAGUGCUGCAGGUGUCCGGGAGAAUCGACCGUGAUGUCCUUCCCCUGCAGCUCCAUCCCAAUGUCUCCAUGAUAAUCCGGGUGGAGGACAGCCCUCGUGUGGGGCACUCCAGUGAAAUGGAGAUCACAGUCAUCAUUGGAGAUAUCAAUGACAACCCACCAGAAUGCAAUCCCUCCACCUUCAGGAAAGAAAUAAAUGAAAAUACUACUGCUGGGAUAGUUCUUCUUGAUCUCAGAAACAGCUGUAGAGAUAUUGAUGUUGAUCCACCAAACAAUCUAUUUAGUUUCACUGGAUUAUCUGGUUUUGGAAGCAACAACUUUGCUCUGGAGUCUGCGGAGUCCGGAAGACUUGUGAUGACUGAAAGUAUUGAUUUAGAAAAUCCAUCUAAUCCAGGAGUUGAAGUUUAUUCUUUGACUGUCAGGGUGCAAGAUAUCGCCUCUCCUAACUACUCAAAUACCAUUUACAUUUAUAUCAGGAUAAAGCCAGUGAAUGAAUUUUUUCCAGUCUUCAGUAGUCCAUCAUAUGAAUUUUAUGUUCCAGAAAUUACCAAAGUUGGAUCCAGUAUUGGAAAAGUGACUGCCAGCGAUGCAGACUGGCCGCCCAGUGUCAUCACUUAUUCCAUUAUAGCUGGAGGAGGGACCAAGGAUUACACAAAUGCAUUCUGGAUCAGCCCAAUUAAUGGAGAUGUGAAGAUUUUAGAAAGAUUAGACUAUGAAACAACCCAGAAACACUUUUUCACAGUGCAAGCCUCAGACCAAGAGAAGACUGCAACAGCAUCUGUAACUGUCAAUGUUUUGGAAGUAAAUGAUGAAGAACCCAUUUGUUCACCAAAUUUCUAUUCAUUUCAAAUCCCAGUCAGUUUAGCAGUUGGGACCAAUGUCAAUGGCUUCAGGAUUCAAUGUCAAGAUCGUGAUUCUGAUCCCAGGUCUUUCCGUUACUUCAUUGGAGGCAAUGUGAACAAUCAUUUCACCUUUUCACCAGUGGCUGGCUCCAACACGUCUCAGCUGAUUCUUGCAUCUCCCUUUGACUAUGAGAAUGGGCUUGAUACAAAAUGGAUUUACAGACUGCGUGUCUACAUAACAGAUGACAAUUUACUAUCUGUCAAGAACAAGGCUACACACCUAGUUAAAACUGGAACAGUGACUUUAAGCAUCAGAGUUAUCCCAAACCCAACAACUGUCACUACCACGACGCCUGGCUUUACAGUGGUGACGAAGAAGGAGAACCUCUACUUGGACUCAGCAUGGUAUGUGCCAUUUGUCACCACACUGGGCAGCCUGCUGCUCCUGGGACUGCUGGGCCAUCUCCUGGCCAGGUGGCUCUGUGCCCGCUGCCUGUCUGCACCCCAAGCUGACAGCACACCUCUGAUAAAUGCUCCAGAAAAGAAGAAACCUAAGAAAGAAGUGGCUUUGGAAAUGAUAAAACUCAACACUGUCUUUGACGGAGAAGCCAGAGACCCAG
Messenger RNA from Lagopus leucura (white-tailed ptarmigan), 1616 nucleotides. RefSeq names its product cadherin-related family member 3-like. Gene Ontology annotation, cellular component: synaptic cleft; plasma membrane; catenin complex. Gene Ontology annotation, biological process: synaptic transmission, glutamatergic; calcium-dependent cell-cell adhesion; cell morphogenesis. Gene Ontology annotation, molecular function: calcium ion binding; cadherin binding. The record is from RefSeq and is a predicted model, not a curated record. The transcript is spliced from 12 exons. NCBI's taxonomy places the organism in Eukaryota, Metazoa, Chordata, Aves, Galliformes, Phasianidae. The annotation marks the transcript as partial.